AUGGAUAUCCAGAGUGUUUUAGCCGGAGGCCUGACCUCAGCAACCAGCGGACUUUCAUGGUUCUUUCCGGUGCUGGCGGCCGCGCUCGUGUAUUUCCAAUACGAAGUAAUGGACAACGAAGCGCCACCAAUUAAUAUACCGUCCGAAGUGCUUCUGCCAACCUACGAUUUUAUCGUGAUAGGAGCUGGUUCCGCAGGAGCUGUCGUCGCGAGUCGACUAUCCGAGAUCGAAAACUGGAACGUCCUUCUUCUGGAAGCUGGGGGCGAUGAAACAGAAAUUUCAGAUGUUCCGCUUCUUGCCGGUUAUUUGCAGCUCAGUCAACUCGACUGGCAAUACAAAACGGAACCGGAAACAGGUGCUUGCAUGGCAAUGGAGCAGGGUCGCUGCAACUGGCCACGCGGCAAAGUGAUCGGAGGCAGCAGCGUCCUGAACUACAUGCUCUACCUGCGAGGUAACAAGAAAGACUACGACGUAUGGGAACGACAAGGUAAUCCUGGUUGGGGGUCCAGGGAUGUCCUGUAUUACUUCAAGAAGUCCGAGGACAAUCAGAACCCGUAUCUGACGCGUACACCGUAUCACGGGACCGGCGGUUACUUGACCGUCCAGGAAGCGCCUUGGCACACACCACUGGCCGCGGCGUUCGUCCAAGCUGGCCAAGAGAUGGGCUACGAGAAUCGUGACAUAAACGGGGAACAUCACACCGGGUUCAUGAUCGCACAAGGAACGAUCAGACGUGGCAGUCGAUGCUCGACAGCGAAGGCUUUCCUUCGACCGGCCAGGCUGCGCAAGAACCUCCACGUCGCCAUGCACUCGCACGUCACGAAGAUCCUGAUCGAUCCGAAGACCAAGAUGACGUACGGCGUGGAGUUCGUCAGGGACGAGAAGAUCUUUCGUAUACGAAUAAAAAAGGAGGUGAUCGUGUCCGGGGGUUCGGUCAACUCUCCACAAUUGCUGAUGCUCUCAGGGAUCGGACCCAAAGAACACCUUCUGCAACACGGAAUCCCUGUGAUCCAGGAUCUUCGAGUUGGCCACAAUCUUCAAGACCACGUUGGCCUCGGUGGACUGACCUUCAUGGUCAAUCAAGAGAUCUCCAUGGUGGAGAAACGAUUACACAGCGUCCAGGCGGUGAUGCAAUACGCUAUCUUCGGAGAUGGUCCUCUAACCGUUCUGGGUGGCGUCGAGGGCCUAGCCUUCGUCAACACGAAGUACGUGAACGCAUCUGACGACUUUCCUGACAUCGAGCUGCACUUCAUAUCGGGCUCGACCAACUCUGACGGGGGAAGACAGAUCAGGAAGGUCCACGGUCUCACCAAACGAUUCUACGACGCUGUUUUUGGACCCAUAAGCGACAAGGACGUGUGGAGCGUGAUACCGAUGCUUCUCAGACCGAAGAGCAAAGGCGUUAUCGAACUGCGCAGCAAGAACCCGUUCGAUCAUCCUUUGAUUUAUCCGAAUUACUUCAAAGAGCAGGAGGAUGUUGCCACCUUGGUCGAGGGAGUGAAGAUAGGCGUUGCGUUGAGCAGAACCGCCGCGUUUAGACGUUUCGGCAGCGAACUGAACUCGAAACAGUUCCCAGGCUGCAAGCACGUACCGAUGUACAGUGACGGUUAUUGGGAAUGUAUGAUCAGACACUAUUCGGCGACGAUUUAUCAUCCUGUUGGCACCUGCAAGAUGGGCCCUUAUUGGGAUCCAGAGGCAGUUGUCGAUCCACAGCUUCGAGUGUACGGCGUGACCGGUCUUCGUGUGAUGGACGCCUCUAUUAUGCCGAAUCUCGUCAGUGGUAACACCAAUGCGCCGGUUAUCAUGAUCGGGGAGAAAGGAUCGGACAUGAUAAAGGAAUUCUGGUUGAAACGUAGAGGUCGAGGAUGA
This is a messenger RNA of Dufourea novaeangliae, 1869 nucleotides long. RefSeq names its product glucose dehydrogenase [FAD, quinone]. Bases 1 to 1869 code for a protein of 622 amino acids. The record is from RefSeq and is a predicted model, not a curated record. NCBI's taxonomy places the organism in Eukaryota, Metazoa, Arthropoda, Insecta, Hymenoptera, Halictidae. The transcript is spliced from 3 exons. Gene Ontology annotation, molecular function: oxidoreductase activity, acting on CH-OH group of donors; flavin adenine dinucleotide binding.